AUGGCAGAACUAGCUGGAAAGGUAGCUAUCGUGACAGGAUCAGCUCGAGGAAUAGGCGCUACUGUCGCAAUCGAACUCGCUCGAGCAGGAGCAAACGUUGUCGUCAACUACACAUCAACAUCAUCUGAAUCACUGGCAAAGCAAGUCGUAGACGAAUGUCAAACAUUUGGAUCUAAAGCUAUUGCAGUGAAGGCAGACAUUUCAAAAACAGGAGAAGGAAAAGAGCUCGUUGAAAAAUGCGUGAAAGCGUUUGGGAGACUUGAUAUUUUGGUCAACAAUGCCGCUCAAGGUUCUGGAGCUACAGGAGGCAAGCUGGUGGACCUUACAGAGGAAAAAUAUGACUGGGCUUUCGGCAUCAACACGAGGGCCCAAUUCUUCAUCUCUCAAGCUGCUGCUCGUGUGAUGAAAAACGGAGGCAGGAUUAUCAACUUUUCAACGGGUACGACAAAACUCUGUCCAGCCAAUACAUCACUCUACGCUGCCACAAAGAGCGCGGUGGAAUCAUUCACACGAGUAUGGGCCAACGAAUUGGGUGACCGACAAAUCACAGUCAACACCGUGUCUCCUGGUGCUGUCAACACGCUAAUGUUCCAAAAAUCUAACGAGGCAUCGGGAGGUCAUAUGCUCCAGAAUUCACUAAAUAACACCCCUCUGAAACGGAUUGCAGAAACAAUUGAUAUCGCACGUGCUGUUGUGUUCUUGGCUAGUGAACGAGGUGGUUGGAUUAAUGGUCAAAAUAUCUUGGUCAAUGGUGGUUCUGUAAAGAUGUAG
Synchytrium microbalum is the source of this 771-nucleotide messenger RNA. RefSeq lists its product as uncharacterized. The transcript is spliced from 10 exons. Bases 1 to 771 code for a protein of 256 amino acids. The record is from RefSeq and is a predicted model, not a curated record. NCBI's taxonomy places the organism in Eukaryota, Fungi, Chytridiomycota, Chytridiomycetes, Synchytriales, Synchytriaceae.